AUGGCCAAGUCAUAUGGCCCUGUAAUGACAGUGUGGAUGGGACCAUCGCCUAUGAUAAUUCUCACCGGCCAAACUGCAAUCUGGGAGGCGCUGGUAAACCAAGCCUCCAAUUUCGCAGAUCGCCCAACGAUUUACUCAAGGCAAUACACGACUGCAAACUUCAAUACCACCCUUGCUUCUCCCUGCAAUGAACGUUGGACUAAGCUCAGAAAGCUUCUUCGGAACAAUGUUCUCAGUCCCUUCCACGUUGCAAGGCAGAGCUCUUAUCAUCAGGCAAGUUUCUGUGAAUUCAUCAAUACAUUAGAAAAGGAGAUGGAGGCAAAUGGUGGCGUGGUGAGGCCUUUGCAUUCCUUGAAAAUGAUGGCAGUGAGUUUUCUAGCCCGAUUAUGCUUUGGCCCUCACUUCCAAGACCAGAGUUUCCUCGUCAAGCUGGCUGAAUUAAUGUGUCAAAAUAUUCGCUUAGUACAAUUUCCUCGCAGUUAUCGGGGAUACUUCAAGCAGAGUGCUCCCGAUUGCUGUUUAAAUUGUUUGCUUUCCGUGGGCGAAGAAGAAGAAGAAGAUGAAGAGCACAAGUUAAAGUUCUCCGAUGAAGAAAUAGCCUCAAUCUUGUUCGAGCUCUUUCUUCUCGCAGUAGACAGCACCUCUACGGCUCUACAAUGGGCUCUCGCUUAUCUCAUAAUCCAUCCUCACAUACAAGAAAGGGCUUAUCAGGAGGUAUGCCAAGCAGUGGAAGGAAAAGAGGGCAACUUGCUAUGUUUGGAGGAUUUGGGGAAGCUGGCAUACUUGGAAGCUGUUGUGAAGGAGACGCUGAGAAAAGAGUCAAUAGCGCCGCUUGCAGUACCACACCAAACUGUGGAGGAGUGUAAGGAGAUGGGCAUCACCAUACCAGCGAAGUCAUCAUUGUUUUUUAAUCUGCACAGCGUCUGCAACGAUCCUGGAGCAUGGAAAGACCCCGAUCAGUUUUUGCCGGACAGGUUUCUUGGCAAUAUGGAUUCUGACAAGGUGAGAAUGUGGUAUCUACCGUUUGGAGCAGGAAGACGAGUAUGUGCUGGAAUGGACCUUGCUAACGUUCAUGUUCCCAUCACUCUGGCCAAUUUAUUGAUUAAAUUUGAGUGGACAUGUGUGAAGGACGGCUGUCCUCCAGAUCUAACCAGGCAUAUUCCUUCCUUAAUCUUGGAAAUGAAGCAUCCAUUGGAGGCUCGCAUCACUUGCCGUUAG
Messenger RNA from Cryptomeria japonica (Japanese cedar), 1218 nucleotides. RefSeq names its product trifunctional (S)-stylopine synthase/(S)-nandinine synthase/(S)-canadine synthase-like. NCBI's taxonomy places the organism in Eukaryota, Viridiplantae, Streptophyta, Pinopsida, Cupressales, Cupressaceae. Gene Ontology annotation, molecular function: iron ion binding; monooxygenase activity; oxidoreductase activity, acting on paired donors, with incorporation or reduction of molecular oxygen. The record is from RefSeq and is a predicted model, not a curated record. The transcript has 2 exons. The coding region runs from base 1 to 1218 and encodes 405 amino acids.